GGAGCAACAACAACACUGCGGCCGGCCGGGGCUUUUCUCCUGAGGAGACCAGGGGACACUAGAGGACCGUCCUGCAGGAUAAGGGCGCGCCUAAACCGCCACAUUCAUGUGUUGUGAUUGAUCCCCCCCUCCCCUCCCCUCUCGUGCGUACGAAAAUCUUGCAUAGAUUUAGGAGAUAUGUUGCGGCGAGUUGUGCGACAGAGCAAGUUCCGGCACGUGUUCGGCCAGGCCGUGAGGAACGACCAGUGCUACGAUGACAUCCGCGUGUCCAGGGUCACGUGGGACAGCUCCUUCUGUGCCGUCAACCCAAAGUUUGUCGCCAUCAUCAUCGAGGCGAGCGGAGGAGGAGCCUUCCUCGUGCUUCCCCUGCAGAAGACUGGACGUAUAGACAAGGUCUACCCGACAGUCUGCGGUCACACGGGCCCCGUGUUGGACAUCGACUGGUGUCCUCAUAACGACCUUGUCAUCGCUAGCGGCUCCGAGGAUUGCACUGUCAUGGUGUGGCAGAUCCCCGAGAACGGCCUGGAGACGUCCCUCUCGCAGCCCGUGGUGGUGUUAGAGGGCCACUCCAAGAGGGUUGGCAUCGUGUCCUGGCAUCCCACCGCUCGCAACGUUCUCCUCAGCGCAGGGUGCGACAACCAGAUCAUCAUCUGGAACGUGGGCACGGGGCAGGCCAUGAUCAACCUGGAGGACAUGCACCCCGACGUCAUCUUCAGCGUCAGCUGGAGCCGCAACGGCAGCCUGCUCUGCACCGCCUGCAAGGACAAGAAGGUCCGCGUCAUCGACCCCCGCAAGAAGAAGGUGGUGACGGAGAAGGACAAGGCGCACGAGGGAGCGCGACCGAUGAGAGCGAUCUUUUUAGCAGAUGGAAGCAUUUUCACCACCGGAUUCAGCCGCAUGAGCGAGCGCCAGCUAGCUCUGUGGAAAUCUGACAACAUGGACGAGCCGAUCUGCGUGCAAGAGAUGGACAGCAGCAACGGCGUCCUGCUGCCCUUCUACGACCCAGACACCAACGUCGUCUACCUGUGUGGAAAAGGAGACAGCAGCAUUCGGUACUUUGAGAUCACUGACGAGGCCCCGUUUGUUCACUACCUCAACACCUUUUCCACCAAGGAGCCCCAGAGGGGGAUGGGGUACAUGCCCAAGCGAGGCCUGGAUGUCAACAAAUGUGAAAUCGCGAGGUUUUACAAAUUACACGAGAGAAAGUGUGAGCCGAUCAUCAUGACAGUCCCGCGUAAGUCGGACCUGUUCCAGGACGACCUGUACCCCGACACGGCCGGGCCCGACCCGGCCCUGGAGGCGGAGGAGUGGUUCGCCGGCAGGAACGGGGGCCCGAUCCUGAUCUCGCUCAAACACGGCUACGUCUCCACCAAGAACCGCGACCUGAAGGUGGUCAAGACCAACGUGCUGGAGAGCAAGCCGGCCACGAAAGCGGAGCCCGUCUCCACCGUCCAGAAGCACGCGCCUCCACAGCCGUCCGUCAAAAUAGAAGACAAACUGGAAGAGGUACUCCGAGAGUUCAAGUCACUCAGGGACCGCGUCAUCCUUCAGGACCGCCGCAUCGCCAGACUGGAAGAGCAGGUCGCCAAGGUCGCCAUGUAGGACGCCCGACCGCUCGCCGGUUCCAGGAGAGGAUCGAGCGGAAACGGGGUCAGCCACGGCCAAAACGUCUCACUAUUCGGCUUCACGGAGGGCUUGGCGCCAUCCGAGCGAUGCGGCCAAGCCGACAUUCCAACACGGACUUUAUUUUUCCUCAUCAAGCCUCCCGUUUCACACUCUGCCCCAGAACGCACCGAGAAAAGGAAACGACUCUCAGCUCAUGUCCACCUCUGAAGAAAAGACAUUUUUGUUGAUGGGAAAAGUCUUAAAUCUCCUUUUUUUUUUUUGUUUUUUUUUUUGUUUUUGUGGUAAAACAUUCUUAUGUGAAGUUUGUAAUUACUACUCAAAAACUGUAUGUAGCAUCAGUAUUUCCAUUGUUCUCUAUUUUUUUUUUGUGUGUGUGUUGCCAAAUAUGACGUGUGCGGUUUCAUGCACUGCUUUUACAUUUACUUUUUUCAUUUUCUUCCUGUUGUACAUUCCAGUUACAACCUGGUAGAACAAUAUAUAUAUAGUCGAAGCUGGAUUUUUUUUUUUUUUUUAAACGAUAGCUGUUGAACUUUUAGCCCCGUUUGCUCAUCGAUAUCCAUCAGAUUCAUGAAUGUGGAAGAAUUCCUUUGGAAACAUUUUUGUUCCUGUUUUUCUGGGCUUUGAGAUUUAACAGUGGGUUUUAAUUGGUGGGGGGUGGGGGUGGGGGGGGGGGGUUGCAUCUCUCUGGUGUAAAUGUUGUGCGAAAUGUUAGUGGUGCCUCUUGUCACUGUUCGGGGUGGAACCGCAGUUCGCCCUCUCCAGUGCGUCUUGGUGUCGGGAAGGGACCACUCACCCAGCUUGUGUUUCACUGAACCCCGAAAAACAGUUCUGUGCACAUAAUAAAAAAAUUUUCCACAUGAA
Salarias fasciatus (jewelled blenny) is the source of this 2487-nucleotide messenger RNA. Its product is annotated as coronin-1C-A-like. Gene Ontology annotation, molecular function: actin filament binding. Gene Ontology annotation, biological process: cell migration; actin filament organization. The record is from RefSeq and is a predicted model, not a curated record. The transcript is spliced from 11 exons. Lineage: Eukaryota; Metazoa; Chordata; Actinopteri; Blenniiformes; Blenniidae. The coding region runs from base 178 to 1602 and encodes 474 amino acids.